AGUGGGUCAACCUGCAGCAUAAAAAUCAACAGAGAGUCGAACAUGGGAACUGAUAACGUAGAAAGUCAUAUUGAAAAUGGUUCCAGUAAGAAAAACGAAAAGAGAAUUGAUAAGAACGUUAAGGCAAAACCUAAAGGAUGUGGACAAUGGUUUAACAAAUACUUUUGCGAAGGACAAGCACUAGAACAUGUUGAAGAACUUCCUGUUGAUGCCUCUAUGGGCAGGAGGUUUCUGGUGAAAUAUAGACGCGCGAUAGGGUUCCUCAUUCCAACAGUCUUCUGUCUUGUUAUAUGGCUGGCUAUAGCCAUCAAAAAGAACCUCUGGCCUCUCUUUGUAGAUAACUACUUCAUGAGCAUCACGAUGAUAUUUGGAUCCCUGAUUGCAGGGAUGACAAGUGAAGGAGCUGCAGCUAUCGCAUUUCCUGUGAUGACACUCGCUUUCAAGAUAUCUCCAAAUGUUGCCAGAGAUUUUGCCUUAACCAGCCAAAGCUGCGGUAUGUCUGCAGCGACCUUCACAAUUCUGUGGAUGCGGGUUAAAUUGGAAUGGACAGCCAUUAUUGUGUGUUCUGUCGGAGGUAUGUUUGGUGUUAUCAUCGGCCUUGAAGUAAUAGAUGGCGUCCUGACUCCCCCACAGAAGAAAUUCAUAUUCGUUUCGAUAUGGUUUUCUUUUGGAUUCGCACUGUUUCUAUUGAACCGUUAUAGACACAGGCGCACUUUUGAGGUGAUUCCCUAUAUGAAUCCUUGGAAGAUCCUCGUUCUGUUGCUGACUGGGUUCAUAGGUGGGAUAUUUACAUCCAUAGCAGCGAGUGGAGUGGACAUUUGCACGUUUAGUAUUCUCACCCUCGUGUUUCGAGUCUCUGAGAAAACAGCUACUCCUACUUCUGUAAUACUGAUGGCUGGAAAUGCACUGUUCGCAUUCUUCUGGAGAGAUGUGAUGCAGGAGGGGAUACACCAAGAUGCCUGGAGUUAUUUGGCAGUAACGGCUGAGAUUGUAGUAGUCGGGGCUCCACUGGGCUCUGUCAUUGGCACCCAUUUCCAUCGGCUUGUCCUGGCUGGUUUUGUGUACAUCAUCGGUACUGCUGCGCUGAUAGGUGCCUUUGCAAUUGUAAGGCCACUGGCACCUGCACUUGUUGGUCUUUCUGUUGGAAUUAUUGUCGGAGCUUUCAUUGUAUUCGUUUGUCUGACACGUGCAGGUCAGAUGCUGUUAUCCUCUGUGGAGGAACAGGAGAAUAAUGAUCUAAAGAAGAAUGAAGAUCCGCUGGAGAACAUGGACAACAAGAACGAACACAACGAAGUAGACACAACCAUAGAACCCACUGGAGGAAAUACCAAUAACUCAUUUCAAGAUCUAUACAUAUACAGUAAAACCUGCGAACAGGGAAUGCUCUUCGGACUGGAGGAAAGUUUCCUUGUUCAGAGGUUUUCCCUAUAG
Owenia fusiformis is the source of this 1431-nucleotide messenger RNA. NCBI's taxonomy places the organism in Eukaryota, Metazoa, Annelida, Polychaeta, Sabellida, Oweniidae. The record is from the annotation of a GenBank genome assembly.